ACGCCCCCUUCAGGUCUCUCUCAGUGUUGCUCGUGCAGGGACAGGCUGUACCGUGUGCGCGCGAGCUGGCAGUGAUGAGGAGCUGCGUGGAGCUUGUGGACUAAAGGAGCCUUCAUCAUCACCUCCUCCUCCUCAGCAUUAGCAGGUGUUGGCAGGCGCUGGAGCUCCGGAGCUGAAGGUGACUGUGCUGAAGCCGAGGCCUGCGCGCUCUCUCCGGGAUGCUGCUGCUGCUGCUGACGGCGCUGCUGAGCUUCUCUGCUGGAGUGAGAUGUCUCCCUCUGCUGGAUGUGAAGCGGGACAGUUGCCUGGAUGAUUCGAGUAUGAGGACGAAUGCAAACCUGCCGCUCCCAGGCUGUGAUGGACAGGUGACAGAGGGUUUGACUGAUGAACAGAGGCAUCAGGGUCUUCUAAGCGAACUACAGGAGUUGGCAGAUCAUGAGCGAGAGAAAGAGAGGGAGUACACACGUGAAGACGAGGAAUAUGAACAGAAUGAGGUGGAGAACCAGAACGACUGGGAGGGCGGCGAGCAGGGGAGGAUGAUGAGGGAGGAAGAACGCUGGGGGCCAGAGGAGGACAGGCGAAGGGAUGAGGGCAGGAUGGAGGUGGAGAAACAGGGGAAUGAGGAGGAGGAAGAGGAGAACGCCAGGGAGCUGGAGGAGCUGCUGGCCGAAGAGAUUCGGAAGAAAGAUGCAGAAAGAGAGCAGGAAAGGAAAGAUGAUGAAGAGCUGGAGGAGCUGCUGAAGGAACUGAAGAAGAAACGAUACGAGGUGACCAAAGAGAAGAAGCAACAGAAGCAGAAGCAGGAGGAAAAGAAGGAGGAGGAUGGAGGAGGUGGAGAAGAGGAGGAGGAAGAGAAGAAGAGGGUGGAGAAGAAACUGGAAAUGGAAAGGGAGAAGAGCGAGGAGAUGAAGAAGAAUGAGGCGGAGCUGCUGCAGGAGAAGGAGAAGGUGGAGCGUGAGCUGGAGGCUCUGAAGCAGAAAGAGGAUGAUGGAGAGAAUGCGAAGGAAAAGACGAAAGCGAGGGAGGAGAAGGAGGAGGAGCUGCGGGAGCUUCUGCGUAAGAUGAAGAGAGUGCAGGAGGAGGAGGAGAAUGCGACGGGAGGGGAGCCGCAGGAGGAGAUGGCGCAGGGGGCAGAGGGAGAGAAAGAGAAAGAUGGAGAGGGAGAGGUGAAGGAAGAAGAGGAGGAGAAGAACGGAGAGAUGAAGGAGCCCCAGCAGAAGAGGGAGAUGGAGAAGGCGAGUGAUGAGCGGACGAGGCAGUUUGAGAGAGAAAGAUACACAGAGGAGGACCGGGAGCGUGGAGAGGGUGAGGAAGACGAGGGUGAAGAAGGAGAGGAAAAUGAAGGUGAUGAAGAUGAAGAAGAUGAAGGAGAGGAGUUGCUGGAGAUUGAAGCACAGCUGAGGAGAGUGGCUGCAGAAUUGAGGGAACUGCGUAGGGGAUAAACACACACGCACACACACACACACACUCUAUUUCAAGGACAGACACACACACACACACAUAUACAACACAAGCCAUAACCCUGCUGCUCUGCCUCUCCUUCAUAUACACACACAGAGACACGCACACAUGCACACAUGAAAACACCUCCACAAAAUCAAACCAAACACACACCCUGGUGUAAAUUAUUCAAGCUCUGUGUUUUUCUCAUAAAUGUGUGUUUACCAGCUCAUUCCAAAUAAUCAGUAAUCAUCAUUGAUCAAUAAUGUGUGGAUCAAUCAGGUUAUCAGCUGACUAAUUAAUACAGUAAUGAUGUGUUGUUGUUUCUGAGCUAUAGAUUAAUAGAGAUAUUGAUUAUUGUAGGUGUCAGUUGUAGCAGUGUGUGGUAGUGAUGUCAUGACCUGUGUGUUAAGAAAUCAUUUUGAUGUGUAGCAUACACUCUGUCUGUUGUGAGAGAGAGACUGUGUGUGUGUGUGUGCGUGUUUGUGUGUGUGUGUGUGUGUAUAUAUAUAAUAGCCUUUUUAUAUGACGCUGCAUGAGGAGUAGUUUCUGGCUCUAACACUGUUCGAAUGAUUCAGACUGUUAAGGGAGAACCGCAGUUGAGCCGUUUCAGGGGGAGUGUGUGUGUGUGUGUGUGUGUGUUUGUGUAUCAUGAGAUUUUGGUGCAGUGUGUGAUAUACUGAAUCAUCACACGGCUUUUACAGUGUAACUGGUCUGAAUGUGUGUAUAAACUUAAAACUAACAAGUUAGUUAGGAUUUCACUUGAUUGUAAAUUAUUAAUUUAGUCCUCAGAAAUGUUGUGAUUCAAUUCAGUUUUUUAAAGAAUUAUUCAUUGCAGCAUGGUAUCAAAAGAUUUAACCGUUUGAUUUGAUUCAGUUCCCUAAGAAACAAAUCAUUUGAAUCAUAAUUUAAUUCCCUGUAAAAUGAUUCAGUACAUAAUGAGUUCCUGAACAGAACAUAGGAUAACAAUAGGACAAUAGAACAAUAGGAUAUAAUAGGGUGCAUAAUAGAUUUUACUUAAUUUUGGGCAUCAGUGUAUCGUUGGUAUUCUAACAACAAUAUGUACACCUUGCACGACUCAAAAUGUGCAAAAGGCAUGUUCUAACAUCUGUCUAGGUUGUAUUCAGUCAGUGGUGCACCUGUGUUUUCUGUUGCCAAGAUAGCAAUACGGCAAAAAUUAACACACCUCAUUUCGAGACCACCACGCUUAUCAGUGUAGAUAUAUUCACGAGCACUGUUGCCAUUUAAACAAUGCAGGUGGAGGAAGUGAAAAUACUUCUUAAAGACUGUUUGCAGGGUAUAAGAUAGCAAUGAGCAUCACAACAUGCCUUGAGCAGCAUGGAAGAUAGGGCCUCAUGAGUUCUUUAAUUUUAACUGUUAAAAAUAAUUAAGAAAUUAAAUUAAUUACUUACUUUUCAAAUUUCAGUUUAGCUCAAUUCUUUAGGAAAAGAUUCAGUUUAUUAAAACCAUUCAAAUAUAGUUAAAUUCAGGUUGAUUCACUAUAAAAAUGUUUCACAACAAAAAUGAUACAUCAUGCAUUUAUCUUUAUUUCCAGUUUCAGUUUAAUCCAGUAUGAUUUCUUAUGAAAUGAUUAAAUGCAUCUAAACUGUACCAGAUUACUGUACCAAGUACUUAGUAUUUUUAUUUAACAAGUGUGCGUGUGUGUUUAUUUGAGUGUAUUCCCUCAGAAACUGCCACUGCUGUUCUUUCAGUACUAAACCAGCCACGGAGGAUGGGGCUGAUAGCUCCUAAGCCAUUUCACACACACACACACACACACACACACACACACACACACACACACACACACACACACAUACACACACACACACACACACACACACACACACACACACACACACACCACACACACACACACACACACACACACACACACCUGUCUAACAUGGUGAGUUUUACAUCUGUGCUAUAAAUCAGUUUGUCAUUCAUUAGGUUUUGUAUACUAUGAAAGUGAGUCUUAUGAGCCAAGAAACAGCGCCCUCAUGUGGACAGAUUAAAGCAAUGCACUUUCCCCUGUGGUCAUUAUUAGGGCUGGGUGUCUUUUACGGCUGAUCAAUACAGACACUGAUUUAUUGAUUCCUUAACUAUAGGUACCGUCAACUCUUCUUUAUUGAAUAAUUUGAAUGUAUUACCUGUAAUAAACAAGGAUAGUAUUCGUAUCAGAUGUUCUUUCUGAUCAUUUAUUGUAGUAGAAUUUCAUUCUGGAUAGCAAUGUUAAUAGAAGUUGAUUCUGUAUGUAAAUGUUUAUAAUUUUUUGUAAAUUUCAUACUAGAUAUUAAUUUUAAUAGAACCUAAUUGUGGUUUCCAAAGAACCUAUUUGGUGACUUGCAAAAGUAUUCAUGCCCUUUGCACUUUUUUUGUGGAUUUCUGCAGCUCCUCCAGAGUGACCAUAGGCCUUUUAACUGCUUCUUUGAAAGGUGACAGGUGGUUGAAAGGUGACAAAAUGUGAAAAGGUUCAAAGGGUAUGAGUACUUUUACAAGCCAUUGUAUAUGCUUUUGGUUUGAGGCAGAACUGUAUGAUAGUUAGUGAUCGAUAAAGCAGUGAAUAUUGAAACCCAGCCCUGAUCAAUAACGGAUGGUAUUUUAUGAUCAUAUUCGGGUUAUUAUGGGAUUAUAGGGUAAGAAAUAUGAAAUCCUGCAAUAAUAAUUUAUUAUUAUUCAAAAUUAAGCUAAAUCUGAUAUACGAGCCACUGACACUUUAUAAGCAAGCGUUUAACAUGUUCUAUAAAUAAUAAAAAUAGUAAUAAUGCCACGCUUUUUUAUUAUUACUUCUGUUGUUAUUAAUGUAAACUUCACUAAGAACACCAAAACCCUGAGCUGUGUUAAACGCUUCAAUAAGUAGAGAGUAUAACAAUGUAACGAAUGUAUUUUUAAUAAGAUGCAAAACAUGCACAUGUAACUUUAUCAUACUGUAUGUACACCUGAACUGAAUGUUUUAUUUGUAAUGUAGUGAUUCAUUUUAAUAAUAUUAAUAUUAGUCUGUAGUUAAGAAGUUCUUUUUUUAUUGGGAAUAAGGUCAAUGGGAUCACAUUUUGUGGAUUACGUGACUGUUUAUGUGUAAUUAAACAUGCUAACAGUUAAGCCAGCAAAAAGUGGAAACUAGUCACCACUGAGUUUAGCCCUGCAUUUUGCUAAUUUGUGGCCAUUCACUUUCAUUUACUGUUAGCAUCGUUUGCUAUUGUGUUUCAUAAUUUAGGUUUAGGAUACUAUGUAAUUAAUUAUACAGUUAUUUGCUAAAUCCUGGGUUGCAUUACUGUCUAACUGCCCUGUUACUGAGAGUUUGUGAGUUUGAUUGGGUGCCCCAGAGAACAUGCAGUAACUGUUUAUUGAUGGCCCUCCCUCUCCCCCAUCCCUCACCACAGGCAAUGCUAGCCAAAGCACAGGCAUGUGUUAGCAGUUAGUGUUCUCCUCCAAGUGUGUUGAGCUCCAGAGGUGUUGUUAUAGCAGCAGUUUAAGAAGAUGCAGUGGAGCUUCUUCAUUCUCGCAGCAGGACUGUGCUACUGUUCAUCCUCUCAGUGCUGAGAGCUUCAGGUGAUAGGGGGAGUUCUAGGUAGUGGAGGUAUGUUAGAGUUUCACAGGCUGGACUGGUCUAAACGGUCUGUGAUUAGUUGAUGGUGUGUUCUGGAUGAAUUUGCUUGAGAGUAUGACGGCGUGCCUGCUGUGUUUGUUGAUGGAUUAUUGAGUGAAUCAAUAAAAAUGCAGUAAACAUCUAAACAUU
Messenger RNA from Astyanax mexicanus (Mexican tetra), 5179 nucleotides. RefSeq names its product cilia- and flagella-associated protein 251. NCBI's taxonomy places the organism in Eukaryota, Metazoa, Chordata, Actinopteri, Characiformes, Acestrorhamphidae. The coding region runs from base 219 to 1442 and encodes 407 amino acids. The transcript has 7 exons. The record is from RefSeq and is a predicted model, not a curated record.